GUAAAAAAUGAGGCAAAUCAGGAUAGGUCAGGUCAGAUCGGGGAGACUAGUGACUACUCAUGUCUGUUCGCCCCGCCUACGAGAUCAAUAUUACCUGCCAAAAAUAGGUCAAAUUAAUAAAUAAAAUGUGUUAGGUCAAGCCAAAGGUAACACAACCGAGUCGGUCGGGAGUGUGGUCUUUCGGGCUUGAGAAGUGUGAGGUCUCAGGUUCGAACUCCGCUACACCACUUGGUGUUCCCGGAGGCAUCGCGAGUGCUGGAGACUUCCCAGGUUUAGUAGACAACGCUGCCAUAAAGUGGCAUGUGGGGCUGAGGUUCCUCGGUAAUAAAUAAAUAAAUAAAAUGUGUUAGGUCAAAAUUGUGAUGAGUCUUCUGAAUUGAUUACCGACUGAAAUUUGGGCCUGAAACUUCACCUUUCGCAAAUAAAUAUUUGGGCUUUGACUAAUACUUUUGGGCUAGAGCUGCGUCGUUUUUCCCCCCUUCUUUUUUCGAUACGGGAAACAGAAUUGAGAAUCCAAACUCGAUACUUUUCGAUCAAAACUACUCUCCUUCCAUUCUAGCUUUUACUCUCACCGUGUUCUUCGAAUUGAAAAGCUAGGUCACAGGGGGGGAAGAAGCACAUAGAGUGGAAUCCAGUCAAAAUUGACUGAAUCGACUACUGAGUCGCGCGAGCUAAAGGGAAUAACAAGAAGGAGGAAGAACAUUUCGGUUUGAUUUCCGAGUAUAAUUCAGUCAUCACAAUCUUUCCACUGUCAAUGCAAGUUUUGUGGUCUAGCACUGUGUAUUCUUGGUGAAAUGAAUUCAAUCUCUUUGUUUGUGCAAAACUAGUUUUGCAUCUCACUUUAGCUAACAUGUGUACCAUGCAUUGCUGCAGACGGUAUGAUUUUUGCAUGCUUUUGAAAAUGGGGAAGGAGGAAAGCCCGCAGGCAGCAAGAAGGACAACCAGGGCUUCUUGUGCUGCUGCUUCAAAUGGCGAGGUUGGAAGGUCGACCAUCACUCCACUCCACAAUCCAACAGUCAGUGACCUUGCUUUUGGAGGGGAACCCCUUAGCUCUGAAGACCUGCGGUCUAGUUUCCCAGCUAGGCGUCCUCAGAUUCUUGAGCUUGUGCAUCUCUUGGGUCCACACAGUUCCCCUAUGCUUCCAUUGUUUGUCUAUGGAGGUGCUUCUACAGGCAAAACCACCGUCAUUCUUCAAGUUUUCAGGCACCUUAAUCGUCCAUUUGUCUAUGCAAGCUGCCGUACUUGUUAUAGUCCUCGGAUCUUGUUUGAGUCCAUCUUAAACCAGUUGUUACUUCAUAGAAAGAACGAAGCCAAUGGAUACUCAAGUGCAAAACGAUGUGAAAAGCCAUCUGAUUUUGUGAACUUUCUCCGUGAAGAUGUCGGCAAGGUUGUUGAUAGUCUCAAAGAUCACUCAGGGAAGCGGAAGUCGAAUAAGUCGCGUAGAUGGCCGAAGGGAGAUAUCCUCUAUUUGAUCAUUGAUAACUUGGAGUUGGUGCGGGAGUGGGAUAAAAGUUCCAGCUUAUUGCCUUUCCUGUUCAAUCUCUAUGAUAUUCUGAAGUUGCCUAAUUUCGCGUUGAUAUUUGUUAGCAGUAGCUCACCGGAUACAUAUUACUCAAGUAUGGGAUACAUAGAGCCUAUUCCUGUCUUUUUUCCUGAAUAUACAGAAGAAGAUCUUCGCCAACUACUGAUAAGGAAUCAAGCAAACCAGAAGCUGUACAGCUGUUUUCUUGACAUUGUACUCAGGCCAUUCAGUAGAGUAACUAGACGACUUGAUGAAUUAAGCACAGUCUUUUCAUCUUUGUUUCAAAAGUAUUGUGAACCACUGAGCGAUACGAGUUUGUUUCCCAAUGAUGAGAUGAAGAGAAGAUUGUUUAGUCACUUUCGGCCUUACAUUUCCCCUGCUUUGAAUGAGAUAUUUUGGGGGCCAUCGCAGUGUUUAUCUGGAAUUGAAUCUGGGAAGGUUACUAGGCAGAGAGGUAGCAUAAGAAAGCAUGAAGACAAUGAAGAUUUUACCGAGAUUGGUUUCCAUAUGUCUACUGCUGCAAAGUAUCUUCUUAUCUCAGCUUUCCUUGCUUCGAGAAAUCCGGCUACCCUGGAUGCAUCUUUGUUUGACUCCACUGGCGGUUCAGAUAAUCGCAAGCGUAAGAGGAAGGCCUCCGAAAAGUCGAUGGAGCAAAAGGAAACUGUAGAACAAGAAUCACUUAUGAAAGGACCCGGAACAUUCCCAUUGGAGAGACUACUGGCUAUUUUUCAAUGCAUAACAUCUGUAAUCGAUGUGUCGAUUGACGAGGAGGAACAUGGAGAUGGGUUUUCCACGGAUGGCGGAAACAGCAGCUGGCUCAUGUCUAAUGUUCUAUCACAGCUAUCGAGUCUGUGUGAUGCUAAUUUCAUAGCCAAAGGUGGAAGCUGCCCCUUGGAAGGUUCAACACGGUAUCGAUGCACCAUUUCUGAAGAUUUUGCUCUGAAGGUAGCUAGAAGCAUCAAGUUUGCUCUGCCAAACUACUUGUGUAGAAGGUAAUCUGCGGGGUGAAAUGGGUUCGAGCGAAGGAAUGGAUAAAGAACUGAGAGACAACAACCGACCAAAAGGGGUGUUUUCUCUGUAGUGUGGAAUUUCAUUCCAAAGUAGCCGUGGGGUUCGAGGUAUCAGCACAAUCACAUAUGAUUAGACGUGGGCUGGUAGUUGGCUGGCUGAACUUAACUUGCCCUGCUGUGCACUAGCAGUUGGAAGUUGUGGUUCCUUUAUAAUUUGGUAGGUGCUGAGAUCCGUGAAUACUGGUGUGUACUUACUUGUCAUUACUUCCUUUCACUGGUACGUAAUAGCAGGAGGCACUGCUACCUGCUGCAGUGGCAGAGUUUGUAGAAACAGUAGAACAGUUUGGGCAAGUGGAUGUCUCUGGGUUGGGUUGGGUUGGCUAGAAAGGCCUUUUGCCUUUGUGUUGGUUAGGUGUGGGAUUGGUUGAUGGAAAUGGGAUUUCUGUAUGUUGUUCCAUCGGACCAACUACCUUAUUUGGGAUAAAAAGGCUUAUUCAGUAUUUUAAACCUAUGGGGUCAAUCCCACUGAUUUUGUCUCGACCAUUCAACUGGCCACCUACUCUAAUCUACUUAUUGUUAAGCCAACUAUGUGUAAUAUUUGUUCCUCAAUUGGUUACGAAUACUAGUUAGACAUGUAUGAGUACAUGUUGAGAUUAUACGUGUAAUACAUGUUAGAAGCUUUUGAAUACAAGUUCAGACGUUUUGAAUAUGAGUUUGUCUUACUUGUAAUGCAUGUUAGAAGCUUUUGAAUACUAGCUAGACAAGUUUUGAAUACUAAAACAAUCCAAGCUUUUGUUACUAUUCUCACGUCAGGCACCUAUAUGAGACGAUAAAAAACCUGCCACUUAGACUUUAUUACUAUUCCCAUGUGAUGAAGUAGUUGCAUUCAUUCGUAUGUUUAAGCAUCAUCUACUUCCCUUCUCCAUUGUACACUUCUUUUAUCUUCUUUAUCCAAGUCCAUGGUAGGAGAAGUUCCAAAACAUGUGUGUCGGGUUGAGAUUAAUGAACAAGAAUUCUGUAUGAAAUUGAAAGCUCCAAAUACUCUCUGUGACUAGCAAUAGUUGAGUGAGUUGGUUCUUUUAGAUUUCUUAAGUGAUAUUUUUUUUUGAUAAGGGUAACACAGGUUUCACUUUUUGUGAUUAAGGUAUUAUUUAAAGGAUUGAACCUGUGACCUCCAGGUUCUAGGUUAGUGGUAUUAUCCCUGGGCCAAACCCUUGUUCGUCUCGAGUGAUUUUUUAAUUAUAGGAAACUGUGUAUACAUUCAUUAAAUCAAUGAGUCGUAUCUGGAGUCUCGAGCAUCUACACAAUAUAUUAUGCACUUCACUCUAUGUCAUUGUUGCCACCUUGCACUUUGAUUGGUUCUCCUUAUUUGAUGGAAGGGCAACUUUGACAAUUUAUCAAACACUCAAGGGUCACUCAUUAUUAUUGGACUUUUGGUUUUCUUUUUGGUAAAUGCGAUUAGGAUUAAGGGAAAAAAAGUUUUAUUUUAAGAUAAAUGCUACAUAAUAAUUAUUUGAAUUUUGCUCUGUGUAGAUUUAUUUUGUGUAGUUAAGGAAAAAAAUGAGGCUAUCUAAAGUUGUUUAACUCCUAAAUGAAAUAAUGCUUGCGAAUUGGAUUUUGAGAUGAUAAAGAUGAUAUAUCGUUGUGGCAUGGAUGUUUGGGUAGAGGUUCCUUCUGAAUAGGUUUUUUCGCAUUAGGAUUUUACGUUAAACAGAUAAAUCAAGCAUCAACCUUCAAAAGUUUUAGAAUCUUAAUUUCACAGUGAUUUCGGCAAACAUGAAAAGGAAGAAAGACAGGAAAUCUUGGCAAAAUACAAUCAAUUUAUAUUGUUUUUAAUUCUUUUAAUUUUCAAAUUAGCAUGUCUAAUUUUUACAUUACAUUUUGGAAGGUAAGAUCGCAUGUUUAGUUGUAGGUUAAAAAAUAAUUACAUCCAUAUCGU
This is a messenger RNA of Linum trigynum, 4471 nucleotides long. The record is from the annotation of a GenBank genome assembly. NCBI's taxonomy places the organism in Eukaryota, Viridiplantae, Streptophyta, Magnoliopsida, Malpighiales, Linaceae.